Molecule: messenger RNA, 4428 nt
Organism: Cynara cardunculus var. scolymus (artichoke)
Lineage: Eukaryota; Viridiplantae; Streptophyta; Magnoliopsida; Asterales; Asteraceae
Product: helicase sen1-like
Exons: 8
Coding region: 196-4260 (1354 amino acids)
Molecular function (GO): helicase activity
Source: RefSeq, a predicted model, not a curated record
UUCAUUUUGGAUUCCCAACUACAGCACAUUUCUCUCCUUCGCUCCUAGUUUUGCUCUAUCGAGUUUGAAUCAGCAAUUUCGCACGUUCAAUCGAGUCUAUUUGGUUUGCAUUUAUUCUGAAGAUUCAAAGGUUUAAGGUGUUUUUUCAUUAGUGAAAGGUGGAUCUUACUCGAGAUUUGUUUAUGUAAGCGAGAAAUGGGUUCUAGAGAAAAGCCAUUAUUUGAUCUUAAUGAACCUGCUGUGGAGGAGGAAGAUAGCGGCUCUGCCAUCUGCUUCCCGCCCCUGGCAGUUGCCUCAACUGUCGACACUUCUAAAUUAUUUACGACAUCCGCUAGUCCUAAUAGAACAGUAAAUAGCAACGUCAUUUCUCAUCCUUCUUCUGUUUCGGGCUUGCAGCCUUUCAUUCGGUCAAAAGGAGACUUGGCAUCUGAAGGCGGUGAAGAUCCGAAGAUGGAAACUGAUACCAGCUCUGUCAUUGAAAAGGAAGAAGGUGAAUGGUCUGAUGUUGAGGGCUCUGCUGAUGCGAACAGAAGCCGUAGUGUGCCUGAAAUGUCAACUUCUGGCUAUGAUGAUAAAUCACAGGUGAAAAAAACGACUAAAAUGAUGAAUCAAAGUGAUUCUAAUAUGGCUGCAGUAGUAAACUCAUCUUCAAAUGUCGAUGACAUUAAGAAUGAAAACAGUAAUCAUGCUCUUUUAGGACUUGACUCUGAUUCGAAUUAUAGGAAAAGUAGUUGUAGCCGAAAUUCAGAAGGUGAUAUUGCAAUAUAUAAUCAAGAAGAUUAUACCUUGGCUCCGAAGAGAAGAGAUAUUAAAGGAGCUGAAGCAACUCAUGCUUUAAAGCUUGCAACUAGCCCUGGAAAGCGGUCUAAACUUGACCAACAAAAGGAAGCAAUGUUAGGUAAAAAACGGAGUAGGCAAACCAUGUUUCUUAAUUUGGAAGAUGUUAAGCAAGCAGGACCUGCUAAGCAAGUGGGACCCAUUAAAAUUGCGACCCCUAGAAGGCAGUACAUUCCACCACCCACCACAACAGGUAUUGUGAAAGAGUCACGGCCUCUUCUUGACUCCUCGGAGCGUAGCGGAGAAAAGCUAUCACAACAGACAACGACGAAGGAUUCAAAAGAGGUUGAUCAGUCAUGCAAUGAAGGAAACACUUAUCUGGAGUCUAGUGAUACCAAAUCUGAAUGCGAUGAUGGUGAUAUGAGUUCAGGGCCCAUAACUCGUUCUAAAAGGAGAAAUAAUGGAAAGGAUCCUGCUACAGAGGAUAGACCACUUUCAGAUCAUAGGCAGAAUUCUUUGAAGCAGCCAGUUGAUUCAAGGCAGAUGAAGCAUCCACCUGUUUCUUUAAAAAAGCCACCUCCAAUCAGUCAAACCCCUGUUGAUCCCAAAGCAGGAGUUAAAAAGCUUCCCUCCAGGAAGCCAUCAACUGUCACCACUCAGUAUCAGGAUACAUCAGUGGAGCGUCUUCUGCGUGAGGUGACUAACGAGAAGUUCUGGCAGCAUCCAGAGGAGGCGGAGCUUAAAUGUGUUCCAGGAAGCUUUGAAUCAGUAGAAGAGUAUGUUCGAGUAUUUGAGCCCUUGCUUUUUGAGGAAUGCCGGGCACAGCUCUACAGUACCUGGGAGGAAUUAACCGAAACAUCAACUAGAGAUUUGCAUACAGCGGUCCGCAUACGAAGUGUUGAGAGGCGAGAAAGAGGAUGGUACGAUGUGAUACUUCUACCUGCAAGUGAAUCCAGAUGGAAUUUCAAAGAGGGUGAUGUUGCAGUUCUUUCAACUCCUAGACCUGGAACAGUCAGAUAUAAGAGAAGUAAUUGUUCAACAAUUCCAGAGGAAUCCGAGGUCUGUGGACGUGUGGCUGGUACCGUGAGACGUCACAUACCAAUAGAUACGCGUGAUCCUAUAGGGGCCAUCCUUCAUUUUUAUGUUGGGGAUUCUUACGAUUCUAGCAGCAAGGAUGAUGAUGAUCAUAUUUUAAAGAAAUUACACCAGAAGGGGGUCUGGUUUCUAACUGUUCUUGGUGCAUUAGCUACAACCCAGAGAGAGUAUGUUGCAUUGCAUGCCUUUCGUAGACUCAAUUCACAGAUGCAAACUGCGAUUCUUCAACCGAGUCCAGAUCAUUUCCCCAAAUAUGAGGAAAUGGCGCCCACCAUGCCCGAAUGUUUUACAACAAACUUUGUUGAUUAUUUGCACAAAACCUUUAACGGGCCCCAGUUAUCGGCAAUCCACUGGGCUGCAAUGCAUACAGCUGCUGGUACGACUAACGGUUUGACCAAGAGGCAAGAUCCAUGGCCCUUCACUCUAGUCCAAGGCCCACCUGGAACAGGAAAGACUCAUACAGUUUGGGGAAUGCUGAAUGUUAUUCAUCUUGUUCAGUAUCAGCAUUACUAUACUGCAUUGCUUAAAAAACUCGCUCCUGAAAGCUACAAACAAGCAACCGAGAGUCUUUCUUCCGAAAGCGCCCCUAUUGGGUCCAUUGAUGAGGUUCUCCAAAACAUGGAUCAGAACCUUUUUCGAACUCUUCAUAAGCUCUGCCCGAAGCCAAGAAUGCUUGUUUGUGCUCCUUCAAAUGCUGCAACCGAUGAGCUGCUUACCCGUGUUCUUGACCGUGGGUUCAUUGACGGUGAGAUGAAGGUUUACCGUCCCGAUGUGGCUCGAGUCGGGGUUGAUACGCAAACAAGGGCAGCUCAGGCGGUGUCGGUUGAGCGAAGAACGGAGCAGCUUUUAAUGAAGAGCCGAGAUGAAGUUUACGGGUGGAUGCAUCAGUUAAGAGGCCGUGAAGCUCAGUUGUCUCAGCAAAUAGCAUCCCUUCAGAGAGAACUUAAUGUUGCAGCUUUCACGGGUCGGUCCCAAGGAUCUGUUGGGGUGGACCCGGAAGUUCUAGUGGCUCGGGACCAGAGCCGAGAUUCGUUAUUGCAAAAUCUUGCAGCCGUGGUUGAGAACAGGGACAAAGUUCUAGUCGAAAUGUCUCGCCUUUUCAUUUUAGAAGGCAGGUUCCGUAGCGGAGGGAACUUUAACUUGGAGGAAGCUCGUGCUAGUCUCGAGGCGAGUUUUGCAAACGAGGCCGAGGUCGUUUUCACGACGGUAUCGAGUAGCGGUCGGAAACUUUUCUCGCGGCUCACCCAUGGGUUUGAUAUGGUUGUCAUCGAUGAAGCGGCUCAAGCCAGUGAAGUAGGAGUUCUGCCGCCACUCGCUCUCGGUGCCGCCCGAUGUGUUCUUGUCGGAGAUCCGCAACAACUUCCGGCAACUGUCAUCAGCAAGGCGGCAGGGACCUUGCUAUACAGUCGAAGUCUUUUCGAAAGAUUUCAACAAGCCGGUUGCCCAACAAUUUUGCUAUCUGUGCAGUACCGAAUGCAUCCUCAAAUACGAGAUUUCCCGUCUCGAUACUUUUACCAAGGACGACUUACCGAUAGCGAAAGCGUUGCAAAAUUGGCUGAUGAGUUAUACUACAAGGAUCCGUUGCUAAGACCUUACGUUUUUUAUGAUAUCACCCACGGUCGAGAGUCGCACCGUGGUGGGUCGGUUUCUUUUCAGAAUGUACAUGAAGCCCAGUUCUGCUUUCGGUUAUAUGAACAUCUUCGGAGAAGUAUCAAGAGUUUGGGAAUGCCGAAAGUGUCGGUGGGCAUAAUCACGCCAUAUAAGUUACAAUUGAAAUGCAUUCAGCGGGAGUUCGCGGAAGUAUUGAGUUCUGAAGACGGGAAGGAUGUUUAUAUCAAUACUGUCGAUGCUUUCCAAGGGCAAGAACGGGAUAUCAUCAUUAUGUCUUGUGUGCGUGCAUCGGGCCACGGAGUCGGUUUUGUUGCAGAUAUUCGCCGGAUGAAUGUUGCUCUCACUCGCGCCAAAAGGGCGUUAUGGGUGAUGGGGAAUGCAAGUGCUUUGGUUCAAUCAGAGGACUGGGCUGCUUUAAUUGCUGAUGCAAAGGCUAGACAAUGUUAUAUGGAUAUGGACUUGCUUCCUAAAGAAUUCUUGGCACCCAAGGUGGCUCAGCCGCCAUCCUAUGGUGGUCUGCCACCACCAUACGGUGGUCCACCACCGCCGCCGCCACCACCACCGGCAAAGUUCUCUAAUUCGAGGGGGGGUUAUAUGAGGCCUGGGUUCAGACACAGAUCAGAAGAUGAAGGGUAUGGUAAAACAAACUCGACAUCAAGAAAUGGGAUUUAUCGACAACCGUCGGAUGAGUUUGAUCGAUCGCGAAAUGGAUGGCAAUAUGGGGGUGACAGGAGACAUAAUUCAAAUGGGGUUGGAGGAAGGAGAGAUCAUCCAUGAAUGAUGGUGGUAUGAAAAUGAAAGUUUUGUUGUUUCUUAGCAUAGGUUUGCAGUUUUAUAGUGAAUACCAUAAGAAAGAAGUAGAAAAGAAAAAGAUGAUUAGUUGAGAGAAUUGUGGUAUACAAGAUUUUGUAUAGAAAAUUAAGGUGGUUGGUUGGUUGGUUAAAA